AUGUCUGGGGCGGUGGCGGUGGCGCCGACGGCUAGCAAGCGUCCGGCACCGGACCAAGAAGCACGCGCUGCUGCUGACGCGAACAAGCGACUGCGGCACUGCGGUCCCCGAAGCAUCCACGAGUUCGAGCUGUUAGAGGUGCUCGGUGAGGGUGCCGAAGGCGUCGUGCGCAGGGGGCGCGACCGCCGCACCGGCAAGAAGGUGGCGCUCAAGUGGAUCAGCGGCGAUGGGCCCGACGGCCACGGGCCUCCUGACCGCCGCGCGCUCGCCAUGGAGGCCGGCUGCCUCCACGCGUGCCGCGGCCACCCCUCGAUCAUCGGGAUCCAGGAUGUCGCCGCCGACCCUAGCACUGGGGACGUCCACCUUGUGUUGGAGCUGGUCCACGGCGGGAAGCCCGCCGGGAAGGCGCAUGAGACCUCCCCCGUCGGGACGCUGCAGUACAACGCGCCGGAGCUGCUCGACGGCAAUUGGUACUACGGCCCGGCUGUCGACAUGUGGGGCCUCGGGUGCGUUAUGGCGGAGCUUCUAAGCGGUGAGACUCUGUUCCACGCAGAGACACAUGAGGAGAUGUUUGACGAGAUGUCCGAGCUUCGAGAUCGGAUGACCUCUGCAGCCGGAAAGCUUGAUCCAGAAUGUUUGGUAGAUCUGUCGGAGAUUGGGCGUGAUGUGCUGACGGGCCUGCUGGCCUUCUGCCCUGAGAAGAGGCUCACCGCGGCGGAAGCGCUUGAGCACCCGUGGUUCAAGAACUUCAAGUCACCCUGGACACAUGACAUUGUUUAG
Miscanthus lutarioriparius is the source of this 780-nucleotide messenger RNA. NCBI's taxonomy places the organism in Eukaryota, Viridiplantae, Streptophyta, Magnoliopsida, Poales, Poaceae. The record is from the annotation of a GenBank genome assembly.